This is a messenger RNA of Agrilus planipennis (emerald ash borer), 4023 nucleotides long. Its product is annotated as probable phosphorylase b kinase regulatory subunit alpha. Gene Ontology annotation, biological process: glycogen metabolic process. The transcript has 15 exons. NCBI's taxonomy places the organism in Eukaryota, Metazoa, Arthropoda, Insecta, Coleoptera, Buprestidae. Bases 277 to 3903 code for a protein of 1208 amino acids. Gene Ontology annotation, cellular component: phosphorylase kinase complex. Gene Ontology annotation, molecular function: calmodulin binding. The record is from RefSeq and is a predicted model, not a curated record.
UAGUUCAAAUGUUCCAACAGUUUAACAUAACCUGAAAUAUUUGUGCAGAAAUUGUUUUCUUGCACAGAUAAAUGUGCGUCUUAAUUAAUGUUUGUGUAUUAAAAUUAUGUUGUAAAUAUAUUUCUAUGUGUUUCUAUUGUUAUAAAUGUUUUUAAGUGUAUAGUGAAGUAUUGUGGUUUGAAAAAAUUCUGUUGCAUGACAUUGAACUGACAUUUACUAUUAAUUCCAAUUUAAAAAGGGUAUUGCUAAUUAGAGUUGCUAAGAAAUAAUUCUAAGAUGCGUAAUAGAAGUAAUUCGGGUGUUCGUUUAGAUUAUUAUCAAAGAAUUGUGCAAAAGUUGAUACUGGCUCAUCAAAAUCCUGUCACAGGAUUAUUUCCUACAUGUCCUGAUAAUGAUCAUGCUUGGAUUCGAGACAACGUUUAUUGUAUACUGGCAGUGUGGGGUCUAUCCAUGUCUUAUAAGAAGAUUGCAGACCAAGAUGAAGACAGAGCUAAAACUUACGAAUUAGAACAAGCAUGUGUAAAACUUAUGAGGGGCCUUCUGAUGGCAAUGAUGCGUCAGAAGGACAAAGUUGAAAAAUUUAAGGUAACACAGAAUCCUUUAGAUUCAUUACAUGCCAAAUAUUCGUCAACAACAGGUCAGGCUGUAGUUGGUGACCAUGAAUGGGGUCAUUUACAAAUUGAUGCUAUUAGUUUAUAUCUCUUGGUUCUUGCACAAAUGACUGCUUCAGGACUACAAAUUGUUUUUAAUUUAGAUGAAGUUGCAUUCAUUCAAAAUCUUGUGUUUUAUAUUGAAAGUGCAUACUGUAUUCCUGACUAUGGAAUUUGGGAAAGAGGUGAUAAAACAAACCAUGGUUUGCCAGAAUUGAAUGCCAGUUCAGUAGGGAUGGCCAAGGCAGCUCUUGAAGCUAUGAACGAAUUAGACUUGUUUGGGGCUAGAGGUGGUCCGUAUAGUGUGAUUCAUGUUUUAGCAGAUGAAGCACAGAAAUGCCAAGCAGUUUUACAAUCCAUGUUACCCAGAGAAUCAAGUUCAAAAGAACUAGAUAGCGGUCUUUUGUCGGUAAUUAGUUUUCCGGCAUUUGCUGUUGACGAUCCUGGUCUUAUAAAAUUGACCAGAGAAUCCAUAAUAACUAAAUUACAAGGUCCAUAUGGUUGUAAAAGAUUUCUAAGAGAUGGAUACAAGACGCCGAAAGAGGACCCAAACAGGUUGUAUUAUGAGCCAUGGGAGUUACGGAUGUUUGAAAAUAUAGAAUGUGAAUGGCCUUUAUUUUUUUGUUACCUUAUCCUUGACUACUGUUUUCAAGGAAAAGUCGAAAUGGCUAAUUCGUUAACUGAACAAUUAGAAAAAAUAAUGAUAAAAAGCGAAGAGGGAUUAAGACUUGUGCCUGAAUUAUAUGCCGUCCCUUCAGAACUUGUAAAUGCAGAAUACAAAGACCCUGGUAGUCAGAAAAGGAUUGCUAGGGGUGUCUGCCCGUUUUUAUGGGCACAGUCGUUAUAUAUUUUAGGAAAAUUAUUGCAAGAGAAAUUUCUUGCGGUGGGAGAGUUGGAUCCAUUAAAUCGGAGAUUAUGCUCCGAAAAAAAACCAGAUGUAGUUGUUCAAGUUGUAAUUUUAGCUGAAGAUAACGCCAUCAAACAAAAAUUAAUGGAACAUGAUAUUCUCGUACAAACCAUAGCUGACGUUGCCCCCAUUGAAGUUCAACCCGCCAAGGUUUUAUCGUAUCUUUAUACGUACUUAGGACGUAACAAGAAGCUCGGUUUGUCUGGAAGAAAAUCAAGAGAUAUGGGCAUCUUAAGUACUAGCAAAUUGUAUUCAUUGGGCGAUAAAAUUUUCGCCUUCACUCCACAGUUCACUGAUAUGUCCCAAAAUUACAUUGCCACUGAUUAUGAACUAAUGAUAGACAUUUACAAGAGUGAAAUCAAUUUCUUGAAAUCGAGCUGGCAAAAUAUAAUGGGUCGUCCAGUGGUUGUCAUUGCCUGUAGAAAUAUACAUUUAGAUAAUGGAAAAAUUCCGUUAGCUAUGAUCACGACAAUGAAAAAGUUAAAAUCAGGUUACAUAAAUGGCACGAGAGUAACCCUUGGUUAUUUAAACGAUUUUUUGAGUACUAGCUGUAUAGCCAAUUUAAAUUUCUUGGGUAAUCAUGAGGACGGAUUACCAGACAAGUUAAAUGCCCAAGUUCAAACAUACUUAGAAGGUCACAUGAUGAAAUCCUUAUCUACUAAAUCGGCUUUGUUAAAUGCAGCCUUAAACGGUAAAGGGCGCACAAUAAAACGAAAAAUGUCCGUGAGGGGCACAAUUAAGAAAACAAGAUCUAUUAAUGUGGACUCUGAAACUCUUGGCAUGGAAAGUACAAAUUUAGAAAGAAAAGGGUCAGUAUUAAUACCUACAGGUAGUUUAUUAGACAUUUAUGAUCAUUCUGGACCAGCAAGAUCUCCAACCCCGGAAGAAGUUAGGAGGGAAUCGCCUCAACCUGACAACGUAACUAAAACGUCACAAAAUAAAUUGAGCAGCAUUCCCGCAAUAACCGUGGCUAGACAUCGUAAUAAUAGUGAUUGUCAGUAUGCAGAUACAGAGGUGGAAGAAUUAUUUCAAAUGCUUCGCGAAUCAGAAUCUUUAGAAGAACAGGGCGACAUUUUUCAAUAUUUGGUUCAUUCAAAAGGCCUGGAUUUCGAUACCGGAAUGAUCGAGGACGGAAAGCCUGUAACUGUUCGUCAUUUGCUGAAAGGUCUUUAUGAAAAAGCUUGUCAGCAAAAGUUGUGGGGUUUAGUACGACACACUGCUGGAAUAUUAGGAAAACGUGUCGAAGAUCUUGCCAAAGCAGUGACGGAUCUCCUAGUUCGUCAAAAACAAAUAACUGUGGGUAUGCCACCGAACAAUGAGCAUACCACAACUGCCCCUCUCCCAGAAGCGGAUCUAAGAACGCUUAUUAAUGAAGCUUACGGAGAAGAUAAAAGUACAGCCAUGUUAACCCAAGAACUUUUGGUAUACUUGGGGAUGUUUAUCAGAACUGAGCCCCAUCUAUUUAUGGAAAUGUUGAGGCUUAGAGUAGGGCUCAUCAUACAAGUAAUGGCUACCGAGUUGUCGAGAACUCUAAUGUGCGAUGGUGACGACGCCUCUGAACAUUUGCUGAAUUUGAGCCCUUUUGAGAUGAAAAAUUUGCUUCUUUUCAUUAUAAGUGGGAAGGAGUUUGCAAUUAGUAGCGUGGGACACGGAAAUUUGUCUGUUGUUAGUACAAAAUCUGGUAGACUUAGCAAGAAAAGUCAGAUAGGAAGCCUUUUGGGAUCUGAGUCUGACUUUGGGGACGAAGUACUUGGUGAUAAUGAUCGUCAGGGACAAUGGAUUAGGAGAAGAAGAUUGGAUGGAGCCCUUAAUAGAGUUCCCCCAAAAUUUUAUCCAAGAAUUUGGAAAGUAUUGGAAAGAUGCCAGGGGAUCGACAUUGCAGGCAAGGUGUUGCCCCAACAUUUAACGCAGGAGAUGACACCAGGAGAAUUGAAAUUUGCUCUUGCUGUUGAGACCGUUUUGAACUCUAUACCCCAACCAGAGUACAGACAACUUAUUGUGGAAGCGCUAAUGGUUUUGACGUUAGUGGUGGAGUAUAACGUUGCCCCGUCUUUAGGGGGUAUUAUUCAAAUUGAGCACCUCGUACACACUGCAAACGAGCUCUUUUUGGAAGACCAGAUGAAAUGUGACGGAGAUGCGACUCUGUGUUGCGCUAAACCAAAAGAUAAAAGGGAAUUGACCCCUCAGGGGACAUUGCUGUGCGCGGGAGCUGCGUAUAUAUGUCAACAUUUUUAUGACAGUGCUCCCAGUGGCUGUUAUGGUACAAUGACGUACAUAACGAAAGCUAUUGUGUUCGUUUUGGAAUGUGUACCUAAACAGGGGGAACUUGAUUGCACAGUUAGUUAAUUAAUAUAUACCUGUCACCGUUUUAGCCAGAUUGAUUUUGUAUAUAUAUAUAUUUAUAAUUAUAUAAUUUUGUUUUUCUUGCUAUUUCGGUUUCAUUAGAGCUAUUACAUUAUCAAUAUA